Messenger RNA from Theileria equi strain WA, 1386 nucleotides. Its product is annotated as DNL zinc finger domain containing protein. The record is from RefSeq and is a predicted model, not a curated record. The transcript is spliced from 3 exons. NCBI's taxonomy places the organism in Eukaryota, Apicomplexa, Aconoidasida, Piroplasmida, Theileriidae. Gene Ontology annotation, molecular function: protein-folding chaperone binding; zinc ion binding. Gene Ontology annotation, biological process: protein stabilization; protein folding; protein import into mitochondrial matrix. Bases 1 to 570 code for a protein of 189 amino acids. Gene Ontology annotation, cellular component: mitochondrion.
AUGACUAGGCCUUUUGCAGGUCAUUUCCGCAGGUCCAUCGUACCAUAUAAACAUGCAGUACCAUGUACCAGUUGUACAUUAUUUAAUCGCACUGUUGGCUCGAAAAAUGGGCCUGAAAAUGGUGGGCAUGUGUUCUCUGCCAGUCAUACUACUGGCAGUAGCACUAGUCCAAGUACUGCAGUAGAUGGAGAAUUUUGUGGAAGCGAUGAAAAGGAUAGUGAAACUACCAGUGAUGCUCCAGAACAAAGUGGUGGAGCCACUUUACAGGCGUCAAAGCCUGAACGGUAUAUUGCAGUCUUUACAUGCAACAUUUGCCAAUAUCGCAGUGCAAAAACUUUUUCAAAGAGAGCGUAUCAUCACGGGGUUGUGUAUGUCAAGUGUGCAAAGUGCUCUAGUCUUCACUUGAUAUCAGACCAACUGGGUUGGUUCGGGGAUGAAAAGAAGAAUAUCGAGCAGAUUUUAGCCGAAAAGAAUGAAUCUGUCUCUAAAGCAGAAUUGGGCCAAGAAAUUAGUCAAGACGAUCUAUCUCUGAUAGUCGAGUUAAAGAAACAAAAUAGACACUUUAAUUAAACUUCUUGUUGCGAAAAUACCGGGAACUCCUUCAUGGCAUCCUCCCAUGUCAAAUUCUCCCUCAACAAAUCAAGUACUAAAUCUGCAACCUUGUCUAUGCCAAUUCUAAUCUGUUUCAUUGAAUCCCUCUCCCUCAGCGUCAGAGUAUCAUCCUUUACGGUCUGGAAGUCGAUGGUAAUGGCAAAUGGUACGCCAAUCUCAUCAGUCCUUGCGUAUCUCUUUCCAAGAGACGCACCGCUCUUGUCGAUUUUAUACGAUAUACCGAGUUUGUUUAGCUGAUUCUGAACACGGGUAAUGAGCGGGUUAAACACUUCCUUUCCAGAAAGAGGGAGUACGCUGCACUUUAUGGGUGCAAUUGGUGGCUUGAGAGAAACGUAUUGACGUUCAUCCUGCAUGUUUUCCUCCAUUGGACGUACUCUGUACGAGUGCUCCAGGAUGGAAUAAAUGAGCCUGCCCAUUCCAAAGGAUGGCUCAAUCACGCUUGGUGUAAAGGUCUCAUCGGAAACCAUUGUCUGCACUUUUUCAAAGGAUACCAUUGGUCUUGUAACCUCAAAUUCUUCAUCACCUACCAGGACCUUGCAAGAGCCGUCGGAUGCGAGUUUCGCCUCAAUUUCCAUUGCUUCCUCGAGGCUCAAUCCUUCAAAGUGCUCCAACAAAGCCUUUUGCUUUGUCUUGAAAGUCUUGCCAAUGAGUGGCUUAUUGUAAGCAGGCACAACCCUUGUAACUGGAAUUGGUUCUGGGUGUCUCAAAUUUGCAACCAGUUGGGUAUUUGUUGCUUUGGAAUGGCAUGUUAGAUCAUAGGCCAUUCUGUCUGCG